CUGUAGGAGUUACGACGCCACAGGCAGUUUCAAUCCCGGUGUCCUUCAGUAUCCCAACGGCCCCAUGCACCAGUGACACAUCGGCGUUAACUUCUGCAAGAUCAAGCCUCAUCAGAAACUUUCAAAAUAACGGAAUCUGCAGAACAGCGUCACAGAAUAACGUCGAACUGUGCAACCCUAACCAGAUGACCGUUUCAUGCUCUGUGGUCAGCGGACGAAAGAAAAGGGCACCAAAGACUGAGGGACAAACCGAGGAAAACCAUAAUCUAAAGAAGCGUAACAUCAUCUCGUACCUCUCGCAUGAAAAGACACUGAAGAAACAAGCUAAAGAGGAGAUGGCAAUGUUUAGAGAUGCCAACAGAAAGAAAAGAAACCCAAUUCUGCAUAUCAAGAGCAAACAAGCCAACAAUGAUGACGUGUUACUACAAGUGGUCAAGAAAGCUGUUGCUGAUGGAGCGAUCUUGGUCAACAGGGUCAAACGAAACGGCAACGGUUUGGACGUGGACAUUGAGGUCAAGGCCACUCCGGACACGUCGGACGGAAACGUUGAGGACAACAUCAGUAAAGCUCAGACCAAAGCACAGGAUGUUGUAGAUGAGAUCAGGAUGGAGGUGGCGUCUGGAAACGUUGCUGUUGAGAUGGAUGGGAGGACCUACACGGCAGAUCCACGCUCAUUCACGGCAAUGGCUGUGAAGUAUGAUUGCCCAGUUGGUACCAUACAGAUAGAUGGAGGCUGUGGAGAAGCACCAAGCAGUGGUGGGUCUAACGGCACCGCUGUAGCGGUUGGCGUUAUAGUGGCCUUGCUGCUGUUGGGCGCCAUCUCGCUAGGUGGCUACAUGUACUGUCGUCAGCAGCGGCGCAAGUUCGGCCCCGGACAAAACGUCCGGCUCAGCGACUUGACAGCUCGAGAUAAUCCUGUAUACGACGCCUCGGAUAUCCCUCCGUCUUACACAGAAUACACGGGUGAAAGCUACAACGCGUACGCUAUGGCAGGGUUGCCGGAAAAAGCCGGCCCGGACGGCGCCAUGCAAGCUGGAGCGUUACCCGAGAAGGCCCCCACUCCUCAAUGGGUGACGUUUGACGACGGCAGCAACAUGCUCAGGGAGCCUGCAGCACAAAAUGUGUAUGAGACGAUCCCUCCUAGCGCACCCCCUGUUGAGUACAACAUGUUCGUUGAUAACCCCUCCAAUGAAAAAGGAGGCGAAACACAUGCAUAAAAUGUAACAGGUCUUCUCAGAGUUUGGGCUUCGAUGUAAACAUGUAGGGGUCGUUCAUGCUGGCAAGUUCUGUUUGCGAAGCCUUUGCUAACAUUCGCCAAAACGUCGCCAAUUUGUCGCAAACACUCGCCAAUCGAUCGCCUAUUCAAGAAAAUCAAUAUUAACAAAAUGUCAUGAAUGAGUGCGAACUAGUCGCGAAUUAGUCGCUAACUAGCACAAUCACAGCAAAUCUCUUUUUCAAUGAAUGGGUUUUCUAUUCUAAAAUUUUCAUCACUGCGAAUUCCAUGAAAGUUAUCUUGUAUCAAAUUCGGUGCCAAAACUGAGGAUGUGACAUUCCGGGCACGGCCAUUUUUUUACAGAGGUGAAGUAUUUCACCCGUGUGUCGCACGUCGGUGUGACCGUAAGGAAAAAUUGGAGAAACAUUAACAUGCCGCAGUAAUUUGUAGCCAACAGUCGCAGUCACGUGAAAUACCCUCUUCACUGACUAAGCAUAUUGUGUUGGCAAGGUCUGGCUGCCAAAAUGUUCAAAAUUCUACCAAGCUUUUUCUUUCCAAAUCAAGUUUGCAGUUCAAUUUCCUGGUGACGGAUAAUUUUCUCUUGAAAUUUAGCAAUCCAUAUUCGUUUUAGACAACCAAUGUCCAAUAUAGUUAAUCAGAUUUUACAGCAGAUUUUAAUACAUUUAAUGUAUCUACCGGACAAGGAUAAUAUGUGGAUAGUCAUUUUUUUUUUCUUUCGACAUAGUUAUUUCCAUAGUAUGUCAAUGACGUUGUCAAUAAAGUUGUCUAAUGCAUAAUAAAGUGUUUCUCUUUGACAGUACAUAUCAUUGAAAAGAAACUCUAGAGUUUUGUUUAAUUAGAGUGAUGGAGUCGAGUUAGUAGUAACAAAAUGCGAUUAUAUAAUAGCUUUUAUCCAUACCCAAGAGCCUAAGUGUAUAUAUGGUUGAUGCCUAAAGCUUUAAUGUUUUUUUCUGGAUUGUUGCUAAGCUGAUAUUUGUUAUUAUCCCGGAGAAAUAUACAAACGUAAAUGAUAUAUUAGAGUAUACCUUGUUUAGAAGGUAAACAUAUAGUUUUUACUGAAGUUUUAGGACAAUACUAAAAUGCUUUGUACAUUUAUGCUACUCUGACCAAGGAAAGAUCCUUGCUUUGACCGAUUGAUAUUAGAGUGAGAUUGCCUAAAGUCGACGCUUGAUGAUAAGGAAACGGUGCCAUUAUUUGCUAUUUUAGUGCUAUUCAAGAUACUCAAGUUUAAAGAUUUGUAAGUUUUCUAUUCGCCUAUCAUUUCAGAGUGGCAGCUGCAAUGUAUGGUAAAAAAAGCAAGCAUAACAUAUCAUUUUGUCCUCAAUCUUUUUACUACGAAAAGAUUUGUAAAU
Messenger RNA from Branchiostoma floridae (Florida lancelet), 2586 nucleotides. RefSeq lists its product as uncharacterized. The coding region runs from base 186 to 1217 and encodes 343 amino acids. NCBI's taxonomy places the organism in Eukaryota, Metazoa, Chordata, Leptocardii, Amphioxiformes, Branchiostomatidae. The record is from RefSeq and is a predicted model, not a curated record. The transcript is spliced from 3 exons.